Molecule: messenger RNA, 522 nt
Organism: Aspergillus affinis
Lineage: Eukaryota; Fungi; Ascomycota; Eurotiomycetes; Eurotiales; Aspergillaceae
Exons: 1
Coding region: 1-522 (173 amino acids)
Source: RefSeq, a predicted model, not a curated record
AUGUUAGUCGUCUCCUAUAUAAUAGCCGACUUCCAUAAGAAAGACAAUGUGAUCUCAGAACCAAUCAAGGUCCACCCGGAUCAAUUGGAGGACUCUUUCGACCUGGAGACUGCUACUGCCAUUAUCUGGGUUACUGAAACCUUCAAGCCAGAGCAGACCAUAGCACAGCCUGCAGAACAGGACAAGGCGACUGGACUGCCAGCCACGAUUAGCCUUUGCGAGUGCCAUCAACGGUGCGAGCAAGGGGGACCUGGGCAUCGUGUUAGACUCGAAAGUCGCGGCGCAUCUCCAGGCGUUGCUUUCUGGCUCGGAAAACACAAUUGCGAGAUGGGCGACGAAUUUUUCUCUUCCUCCUCCCUCCAGACUCGCUCACUGGACAUGACCAGCAUCAUCUGUGGCGCCGAGAAUAUCCUUGUUGACGGUAUCGGUCGGGAGGGCUAUCCUAACUGGCUUGUCAUGAACCAAGGUCGUGUUCCGUCGACAAACGCGGAGCCUGUGGCAGGUCUGAAUGCUGUCGUGUAG